Molecule: messenger RNA, 5546 nt
Organism: Paramisgurnus dabryanus
Lineage: Eukaryota; Metazoa; Chordata; Actinopteri; Cypriniformes; Cobitidae
Product: nuclear GTPase SLIP-GC-like
Molecular function (GO): GTPase activity
Source: RefSeq, a predicted model, not a curated record
CUAUCAGUGAUAGGAUGGCAAAGCCACGCCUCUGCAUACAAAAACUUGAACCUUGAAAACAGGCACUUUGUUGGUAGUAUCAACAGCAGCGUCCUUUCCUUCCAGAGAUUACCUUGACAUAUACAUGGUCAAGCAUGCUGUAUGCUGUCAUAACCUUGAUGGAGGGUAAUACAAGAGAAUGGAUGGUAAUAGCAUCAAAUUGGUUGAACAAACUGAAGGACCAAUGUCACUGGCCAUCAUUUGAAUCAACAAAGACGUUAAUGGAAGCUGUGAAAAACAGAAUUGAGCCGUCAACAGCAGGGAAACCAUGGAAGAUGAUAAAAAGUAUCCACCAUGCAGAAUAUGUAUGUUUUGAGAAGGCUAUGAGGAAAAAAGAGGGGCUUGAGGAAACAGAGGGACACACGAGUACUAAAAGGAAACGUGACCAUGGAUCAUCUGACUCUAAUGCAGAGACAUUGUUGAAAACAGAUAUGGAGAUGGCAAAGCAAAUCAUGAAAGGCAUCACUGACAACUUAGACCAAGACAUCAUGAUGCACAAAGAUAUCAUUUUAAAGAUAAAACAAAUGAAUGAGGUCACUAAGAAGAAAGCAACUAUAGGAAUUUUUGGAAAAUCAGGAGAAGGAAAGAGCUCCCUGUUAAGCGCAAUUCUGGGUAAAAAGGACCUAUUGCCAUCUGGCUGUUUUGGUGCAUGUACAGCUGUUAUAACUCAGGUGGAAGCAAAUCUGAGUGACUCCAACUACAAAGCAGAGAUUGAAUUCUUCUCUAAAGAGGAGUGGGAGAAAGAGCUUCAAGAUCUUUUUAAAGUUUUAUCCGAUGACAGUGAGGACAAGAAUGAGGACAUGAUUGAAAUAGCUGUAGAAAAGAUCACAGCAUUGUAUGGAGAAGAUGCAGAUAGGAAAACCCUAAAAGAGCUAAAAAAUCAUAGCAUAUCUGUCAAGAUUGAAGACUUUUUGUCCGGCAGAAAGAAAAUUAUUUCAACCGAUGAUGUUACUGAAUUUGCCAACAAAGUUGCAUGUUACAUACUGCAUAGUGAGGCAAGUCCUGGUGGCUGGUAUUGGCCACUUGUGAAGUGCGUGACCUUCAAGGUUCCAAAUUGUCGUGACCUCUUGGAGUACAUAGUCCUUGUUGAUAUACCAGGUACUGGAGACUGCAACAAGAUCAGAGAUGACCUCUGGAAAUCUAAACUGAAAGAGUGCUCUUUUGUGUGGAUUGUAAGUGCCAUCAAUCGAGUCGUCACUGAUAAAGACCCCUGGGGAAUAUUAAAACACUGCAUUGAAGAGCUGGGACCUGGAGGAGAGUGCAAAAACAUAAACUUCAUCUGUACCAAAAGUGAUGAUAUUAAUACAGUUGCCUAUAUUAGAUCUGCACGGCUUACUCAAUUUCAAAGCUUAGGAGACAAGGAACAGAAAAAAGAAUGUACGCUUCAUAGAAAUGAACUUGCAAAGACAAGGGUCAAAGAAAAGUUUGAACAUUCUGAAAUACAGAAAAAAAUGAACCCAGACAAUGAUUUUCUUCAAGUUUUCACUGUAAGUUCCAGUGCAUUUUUUGAUCCAGAUUUAAAUCUGGAACCUAACGUAACAGAAAUCCCCAAACUACAGGAAGCUCUGAAAAAUCUUAACAAGAGCAUCAACCGAGAACUGGCAAGAGAUUAUGUCAAUGAAGCAAAGGGAGUUUUGUCCUUGAUCCAAAGCGUUCAACUGGAUGCAGACAGGGAAAUGAUAAAGGACAAAGUCCACAAGGAAUAUGAGAAAAACCUCAUGAAGGCCCAAAAAGAACUGGACAAGUAUUUUGACUCCUGUUAUAAUGAUCUGAAGAAAUGUCUGUCAGCAGGAGUGAGCAAAUCUAUCCAGUCAUGUGUUCCUGACACAGAAGCACUGGUGUCACCUAAUAAGGAUAAAAGAGGAUUUCAUAAAGUUCUUCAAGCUUUAUGUAACAAUGGAGGAUACUAUUGGUCGAAAAAUUGGGAUGUAGUCCUCGACCUAAACAAGAAAUUGGCUGAUCACCUACAUGGAUCCAUAAAUCCAUAUUUCAGUAGGAUUUUUCCUAUCUGUGGUAAAACAGGAACAUCAGUGCAGGAACAAAUUGACAAAUUCAGUUUAAUCCAGAGUGAAUCCAGCCCUUACCCCAGAUCUCCCAUGUUAUGUCACAUUCAAAACUUCAUCAAAGCAGAGGAAAAUAAACUUAAGGCAGUACUCAGCAGAGACAUUGUAGAAAUGAAAAAGGAAAUUUACUCAUCAAUCCUAACAACCAUUCAGAAUCAGAUGGCUUCUCGCUAUAUAUUAGCCGCAGAAGAGAAAGGACCAGGAUCCAUGAAGAGAAGGCAAGAAAUAUUAAUAAGCUCGGUCAAUUCAAUAAAAAAUGACAUGUUCAACAUGUCAAAAAUGGAAGUCCUUAAAAAGUUCAAUAAUCUAAAGCUGUAUAUAAAAGAUGCUCUUGAAACUGGACUAAAGAGAUCAAUGAAACUUGCCCUGUUACAAACCAACAAUAUCAUACUGUUGGAUGUUUCCAGUGAGAUCGAGGAACUAGAGAGACUGACAGAGCAGCUUUCUGACUAGGAUCAUCAAGCGAUACAAAGCACAAUUCACAAACCAGAAAAAAAAUGGUUUAGGUAAAAGAAAAUUCAAAUUUUUGGUAAAAUGUUAUUUUUAGUAAAGGAUUAUAAUUACUGGUGGACACGGAUCGAGAUUAAUCACAUAUAAUAAAAGUGCAUUUUUGCAUGAUAUAUGUGUGUGUUUCUAUUAUGUAUAUUUAAACAAACAGACAUACAUGUAUACAUUUCAGAAUUUUUUUUCAUUUAUAUAUCCAUUUUGUUGUUUAAAUAGAAUAUAUAAUUGUAAAAAUAUAAUAAAUAUUUAUACACAUGUAAAUGUUUUUUAAAUACAUACAGCGGGGAAAAUAAAUAUUUGACACAUCAACAUUUUAAUCAGUAAGGGGAUUUCUGAGUGGGCUACUGAAACAAAAAUUUUUAGGGGGCAGGGUUUCUCUCUCAAUACUGACAGAUUUCAUGUGAUCUCCUGGCUUUCUAUGCCAUUUUGCACCUUGUUCUCUUCAUGUGUUCAAUACUUAUUCCCUGUGUCAUUGUACUUUAUUUAUUAUGACUCAACUUGUAUACUUAAAUGUUCUGGGCCCGGUUCCCCAAAACGUUCUUAUCGCUAAGUAGUUCUUAACCUAUUCCUUAACCUCUCUCUUAACUCUAUGGCACGAUUCCCAAAACGUUCGUACGCUAAGUAUAUCUUCUGUAAGUCACACUUUCGUAAGGUUGGUCUGGACCAUUCGUAAGCUCUCUCUUAGUGUUGUUUGAGCGCAAAACGCUAUCGCCGCAGUCUUUAGAAAUCAGCGCAGCAGAGUACAAGUCAAACUAUGGUAUGCUGACAAUGAUUUUAUGUUAUGGACAUUUUUAAGACUUAUAAUAAAAUAUGUUUGCAAUGGAUACUUGACUAUUUAUGCAGUUGACUUUAUUUGGUAUCAGAACUAAUGAAUCAAAGAUGGCGCCGGUGUUUGUUCCUCAUUGAAGUCUGUUCCCUCUAUGUUUAUAGCGUUUUCAUCACAUUACAUUAAUCAUUUAUUUAGAAAGAUUAAAGAUUUCAAUUGGUUAUACUAAAAAGCAAUAAUUUCAUGUAUUCUAUUAUACAAUUUAUUAAAUAUUUCAUAUUUGACAGUUUUAUGUCUUUUAACAUAUAGCCUGUCUUUUUCUUUUCUUUUUUUCUCUACUAUUUGUUUUAAAACUGUUAUGUUUCCAAACAUAAUAAAUAUAUAUUAUACAUAUAAUAUGAUUCAUACUGUAAAAAUAAUUGACUUACAAUCAAGAACAGUCAAGAUACAUUACAUAAAUGCCCACAUAUACAUCUCAGUAGCCAUUAAAACUUUCAAUGUAUAUAAAGAAUAAACGUAUAAUGUGAUAAAAAUGCUAUAAAAACACUACACUAAAGGGAAACAUAGGGGGAACAGACUUCCACACAACACUGGCCGCUUAACUGUUUAGUCCAUGCCAAUUUUUUUAUUCGUCAACCCUUAAACCUUUUGACAUUUUGCCUGAUGUGGCUAAAUAAAAAAAUCGCCUUCAAAUGACAACUCAUUAUGGAGGUGCUAGAUCUUCUCAGAUCAUAUUCUCUAUCUAACUAGGUUGCUUUUUAUUGAAAACAUUAAUGGUAAGCAAUACCGCAUUAAACAGAAAUACUGCAGCUGCUUGCCAAUCAAUUCUAAUUGUUGAGUACCUUAACAUUCGUAUAAAAGUGUAUUACAUAUUUUUUUAAAGUCAAAACCCAUGUCAAGAAGCGGCACAACUGGCACAACGGGAUAAGGUAUUACUGACAAUUUGAUCAUUUAAUUAAUAGUCUAUAUUUUAAAAUAAAUGUGACUGGAAUAAUUUAAGUAAUGUUCCAUUUGUAUAUAUAACGUGUUGUCUUUCUUAACGUCGUAAUGCACCUUCGCGUGAAGUGGAAAAUCGAUCCCUGAGUGAUCGAUCGUAAAUAAUUCAGCACCUUCACUUGGGACAGCGACAUUGUUACGUCGUACUUAGAGGCAGCGUGUUAAGAAGCUUCCUAAGAGACACUUCGGGGAACACACUUAGGAACAUCAACAACUUUGGUAAGAUAUAUCUUUUUGAGUCUUCUUAGCACGCUAAGAGUGAACGUUAUCGGGGAACCGGGCCCUGAUUUCUUUCGAUGAAUUCAAUAUUUGGCUUGAUGGCUACAUCUGGUGGAAAUUUUGUGUCAAUAGCCCACUUAGAAAUCCCCUUAAUGAUAAAAAUGCUGAUGUGUGAAAAACGUAUUUUCCCCGCUGUAUAUGAAUGUGUGUAUUUAUAUAUAGAUAAUAAUUACACACAGCAAACACUCAUAUAUUAUGCAAAAAAUAAUGUUAUUUUGUAUACAAUUAAGCAUGAUUAAUCUUUGCCCAGCACUAAUCAUAAUAAUGUUUUCUUUAUUAGUUUUUUGUUUAUUAAGUUUUAUUGAUUUUGUUUUGACAAAACAUCAGGGGCCUCAUUUAUAAAGCAUGUGUAUGCACAAAACGGGUCUGGAAACGUGUAUCCCCCAGUUCUCGCGCAAAGGUUUUGAUCUAUAAAAAACAAACUUGACAGGAGAAUGGGCUUAGGGUGGGAUCUGAGGAUGUUUCAUGUACGCACACUUGCAGGUGAUCUGUGAUUUAUAAAGGCAACAUUGCUUUGUUUUAUAAGUCUUCAUAUUUUUGGCUUAUGUCAUUUUUGGCUUUUGUGCAUACAUAGACUUUUAGUAAGGAUCCUACGCACAAUUUUAUAAAUGAGACCCCUGAACUUUAGGUUUGUUUUAGGUAAACUGCAUAUACAGACAGACAGACAGAUUACUUACUUCUUAUUGUAUAAAACAAUACUCUCAUUUUGAGUUUUUUUUUACUGUAUAACUGUAUUUGAAUAUGACGCUGUAAAUUAUAAUUUUAAGUCUAAUUUUAAAACAUUGCAAAUUGUUUUUAUUCUGUUGAGCUAUUUUAAACAAGCCAUUCUCUUAGUUGUGAAAUAUAUAUGUCAAAUUUGAAAUGUAUAAAAACUAUUAAUAAAAUUGAAUUGAAUAGAA